Molecule: messenger RNA, 1833 nt
Organism: Microthlaspi erraticum
Lineage: Eukaryota; Viridiplantae; Streptophyta; Magnoliopsida; Brassicales; Brassicaceae
Source: the annotation of a GenBank genome assembly
AUGAAUCCGAUUUCUUCCAGGUUCACAUCAGCCUCUCUUCUCUCAAUCCCUCACACAAGCGCCAUCAUCUCCGCCAUGGCCUUCUCUUCCUCUUCUUCUUCCAAAAUCCCUACCUUUAAGGAAAAAGACGAAGACGAAGAAGAAAAGCUUCGAUUGGUUCUCAAGUACCAUAACCAGACGAAACACUCCUUCACCGCUUACGCCAAAGGUCCUCGAGGUCUCGACUGGGCCAAUCAACCUAAUCCAUUUCGCCGUUUCCUCUCUGCUCCUCUCCUUCCUCUCAAUGAACCCUCCUCCUCCGACGAAUCAUCUCCUCUCUAUUCUUCUCUCUUCGAUUCUCUUCCUCCUCCCAAACCCAUCUCUCUCUCCACAAUCUCUCAACUCUUCUACCAUUCCCUCGCUCUCUCCGCCUGGAAAACCAUCGGAACCUCCACCUGGCCUCUCCGCGUUAACCCCAGCAGCGGAAACUUACACCCCACCGAGGCUUACCUCAUUGCUCCUCUCAUCGAUUCACUCUCCGACUCUGCUUUCGUCGCACACUACGCUCCAAAGGAACAUUCUUUAGAAGUCAGAGCACACAUCCCUCCCACAUUCUUCCCCAAAUUCUUCCCGGAAAACUCUUUCCUCAUCGGAGUCUCUUCAAUUUUCUGGCGUGAAGCCUGGAAGUACGGAGAACGAGCGUUUAGGUACUGCAACCACGACGUCGGUCACGCCAUCGCCGCUCUCUCCCUCGCAGCUGCAGAGCUGGGCUGGGACUUGAAGCUUCUCGACGGUCUCGGAGCGGAAGAUCUCAAGAAGCUAAUGGGACUCAACGUUUCCUCAGUCCCGGAGGUCGAAUCCGAGCAUCCUGAUUGCUUACUACUUGUUUUCCCCGACGGAACUAGAGAUAUCAACAUAGACUACCAUGGAUUAUGCUCUGCAAUCUCUAGUGAAUUCUCUACUCUUGAGUGGAAAGGAAAGGCUAAUGCUUUGAGUAAAGAGCAUCGUCGUUGGGAUAUCAUCUACACCACAGCUCAAGCUGUCGAAAAGCCUCCUCCUUUGGUAUCAAGCUCGUCUUUUUCAAUCGAUGCUUCCUUCAGAAGCAGUGGUGUGUUUAGCCAGAGUUCGUAUGAUAAGAAGUUAACGGUUAGGGAAGUUGUGAGGAGUAGAAGAAGUGCUGUUGAUAUGGACGGUGUUACUUUCAUAGACAAGUCUCUGUUUUAUCAGAUGUUGAUGCAUUGUCUUCCUUCCGGUGGUGGUUCCGAGACGCAGAAACGGCAACUUGCAUUGCCGUUUCGAGCUCUUCCUUGGGAUGCUGCUGAGGUUCAUCUUGCUAUCUUUGUGCAUAGAGUUUCGGGUUUGCCGAAAGGUUUGUACUUUCUAGUCAGAAAUGAGGAUCAUCUCAGUGAUCUCAAGAGGUCUACGAGGUCCGAUUUCGAGUGGGAGAGACCAGAUGGGUGUCCGGAUGAUCUUCCUCUGUAUAAGCUCGUUCAGGGUGAUUGCAAGAAGCUGGCUAAAGGACUAUCAUGCCAUCAGGACAUUGCAGGGGAUGGAUGUUUCAGCCUAGGGAUGGUAGCUCGGUUUGAUACAGCUCUACGGGAGAAGGGCUCAUGGAUGUAUCCUAGACUCUUCUGGGAGACGGGUGUUAUCGGGCAGGUUUUGUACUUGGAAGCACAUGCAAUGGGCAUCUCAGCAACUGGAAUCGGGUGCUAUUUUGAUGAUCCAGUGCACGAGGUUUUGGGGUUUAAGGACUCGAGCUUUCAGAGUCUGUACCAUUUCACUGUAGGAGGUCCGGUUUUAGACAAGCGGAUCAUGACUCUUCCUGCUUAUCCUGGUCCUACCACUGAUGCCUAG